AUGAGGGUGAUCCCGGUCCUCACCCUGUGGCCCAGACCGCUGCAACACAACCCAAGCCCAGCAACACUACCACCCCGAAAUUUCAGCCCGGGCGCUUCAGUUAAAAUGGCAGAUGCCAUGUGCGCCGAUGCCAGAGGGAUGAAAUGCUCUCUCCCCGAGCCCGCAGCAAGCAACGUAGCAUCCAGGCACAAGCUGGCUCGACGCCUAUCACUGCAAACUACAAGCAUCCAACAUAAUACCCAGGCAAGAUGCCCACCUCCCCAGAUGCAACGCAAGACCACAGCCCGAAGCAGACAGAAGAGUCGGAGGCACAGCAGGCCAGAGAGCACAACACAUCACAGGCUACUGACACUCGGCAAACACCAACUUACCCGCCAGUUAUAUCGGGGAGCAGGUCUCCCAAGCAAGGUACCGCACUGUACUCCUGAACUGCCAUACAACACCUCACAGCCAGCCCCGACGAGACCGCAACGCAUAAAGACAGCUGACCUGCAACCGGACCACACUAGGCUUAAUGAGGACAUCGGCAAAGCUGAGACUCGAGAUGACUAUUUACCACAAUAA
Molecule: messenger RNA, 564 nt
Organism: Pelobates cultripes (western spadefoot toad)
Lineage: Eukaryota; Metazoa; Chordata; Amphibia; Anura; Pelobatidae
Source: the annotation of a GenBank genome assembly